This is a messenger RNA of Cynoglossus semilaevis (tongue sole), 2823 nucleotides long. RefSeq names its product NOP2 nucleolar protein homolog (yeast) (gene nop2). The transcript is spliced from 16 exons. NCBI's taxonomy places the organism in Eukaryota, Metazoa, Chordata, Actinopteri, Pleuronectiformes, Cynoglossidae. The record is from RefSeq and is a predicted model, not a curated record. Bases 245 to 2500 code for a protein of 751 amino acids. Gene Ontology annotation, cellular component: nucleolus. Gene Ontology annotation, molecular function: RNA binding; rRNA (cytosine-C5-)-methyltransferase activity. Gene Ontology annotation, biological process: maturation of LSU-rRNA; rRNA base methylation.
UCGAGUUUAAAUGGAGACGAAAUAAACUAGAAGCGUCUAUGGAAAACCUUUUACCAAAUAAUAUUAAAAGUUAAAUUAACCACAUUGUUAAAACGGUUUGUUUAUUAACAUUAUACGUCACCAGUGAGCGCCGGAUGUUCCUUCACAACGUGCUGAAGAAAACUUCACGUGUGAAAUAUAUCUCACAUCGUCCGGAAAGAAAGUCGUCUUUGGUGAAAAGAUCACGGAUUAGUUGCUCGUGGUCAUGGGUCGGAAGUUGGAUCCCACCAACAAGGUGAAGCGGGGGCCGGGCAGGAAAGCCAGGAAACAGCGGGGCGCGGAGACAGAGUUGGCCAAGUUUAUAACUGAUGAAGAAUCUGAAACAAAACGCCUGUCGAGCCGAGGCAGGAAAAGAGCUGCUAAGAGGCUCCAGAAGGUGAAGGAACCAAAAGAAAAACUGAAGAAAGGAUUCACUGAUGAAAACAGUAAAUGGUUGAAACCAGUGAAGAAGAAACAGAAAACUGAUGAAAGUGAAGAGGACAGCGAUACAGAGUGGGAAGAAGAGGAGGAAGAGGAGCAGGAGGAGGUGAAGCUACAGCCACAGCCCAAAGUGAAAGGAGGAGAGGAAUUAGGAAAAAAGACGUUGAAGAAGACGCCACAACCGAAACAAGAGGAGGAGGAGGAAGAAGAUGAUGACGACGACGAUGACGAAGAAAUGGUUGAUGAUUAUGGCACUGUUAAUGAUGAAAGUGGAGAAAAGUCAGGAGAAGAAGAAAGUGAUGAAGAGCUUCUUCCCAUCGAGCGAGCAGCAAAGAAAGAGAAGAAAAAGAAGAAGAGCAUGGCUGAGGAGAGUGAUGAAGAUGAGGAUGAGGAAGAUGAGGAGGGAGAAGACGACGAUGAAGAUGACCAAUCAGACGGUGACAUGGAAGAGGAGGACACUGUCCAGGCCAACAUUGAUGAAAUGGAUAAGUUUCGUCUUCCUGGAGCCGAAGAGGCCGAGAAAGAAGCCGUCCUGCCUCUGGACCUGAAGACGGUUUAUCAGCGAAUUAAGGACAACGUCGACGUUCUCUGUAACUUCUCCUCCAAAAGAGAGGAGGGAAAAUCCAGGGCGGAGUACAUCAGUCUGCUGAAGAAAGAUCUCAGCACCUACUACAGCUACAACCACUUCCUCAUCGAGAAGUUGAUGGACAUCUUCCCCCUGUCAGAGCUGGUCGACUUCCUGGAGGCCAAUGAAAUUCAGCGACCCGUCACCAUUCGGACCAACACUCUGAAGACGAGGCGACGAGAUCUCGCUCAGGCCUUGAUCAACCGAGGCGUGAACCUGGACCCACUGGGGAAAUGGUCAAAAGUGGGUUUGGUGAUCUUCGACUCCUCCGUUCCUAUUGGCGCCACUCCAGAGUACCUGGCCGGUCAUUACAUGUUACAGGGAGCGUCCAGUUUUCUGCCUGUCAUGGCGCUCUCUCCACAGGAGGGGGAGCUGGUGUUGGACAUGAGCUCAGCUCCAGGAGGGAAAACCACAUAUAUUGCUCAGCUGAUGAGGAACACCGGGACCAUCGUAGCCAACGAUGCUAACGCUGACCGCUUGAAGAGCGUGGUGGGAAACAUCCACCGUCUGGGCGUCACCAACACUGUGGUCUGUAACUACGAUGGCAGACAGUUCCCAAAGGUGAUGGGUGGGUUUGACAGAGUGCUGCUGGACGCUCCGUGUUCAGGCACAGGGGUCAUCGCUAAAGAUCCAGCAGUGAAAACCAGCAAGGACCAGGUAGACAUCCUGCGCUCCGCUCACCUGCAGAAGGAGCUGCUCCUGGCCGCUAUAGACUCUGUCAAUGCUGAGUCGCCCUCAGGAGGAUAUCUGGUGUACUGCACCUGUUCAAUAACGGUGGAGGAGAACGAAUGGGUGGUGGACUACGCCUUAAAGAAAAGGAACAUCAAGUUAGUUCAGACAGGACUUGACUUCGGCAAGGAAGGCUUCACAAGAUUCAGGGAACGCAGGUUCCAUCCUUCUCUGCAGCUGACUCGGCGAUUUUAUCCUCAUUCUCACAACAUGGACGGGUUUUUUGUGGCUAAACUGAAAAAGUUCUCCAAUGUCAUUCCGACCACGCCGUCAGACAAAGAGGACGACGUGACGGAGGCGUCUGAGGGGACGACCGCUGUCGAAUCUGCUGAAACCAAAGGCGUCAAGACCAAGAAGACGGUCUCUGGUCAGGCAGGAACCGCCCACACCAACGGGACGCCAGCCAAAGAAAACAACAAGAAAACAAACGUCAAGUCCAAACGCAAGGAGUCCCCCCCAGCUGCUGGACCGAAGAGGGCAAAGGUCGCCAAGCUGGACGCACAGACUGUGAAGGCAGCAGUGAAGAAGAGUGACCAGAGUAAAGCGUCCAAGGCUGCCAAACCUGAUGGGAAAAAAUUGGAGAAAAAGAACGCCACAAAAAUGAAACCACGCAUAAAAAAGAACAGAAUAGGGAAAAACAAAUUCAACAAACUGAAGAAGAUGUUGAACAAACAGGAUGACGUGUGAUUUUGUACGUGGUGUGUUCAGGUGUGUGUAAUAAGAGCAGAACGAUGUAUUAGAAAUGUACAGCUGGAGAAAGAGGCUCCUUUUUUAUUUGUAUGACAGAUUAGUCUUUGUGUUUGUUGAUUUAACUGCAGAGUGGGACAAUGUUGAAGAAUCUGUGAGAUCAAAAUACAUUUUAAAAUAUUUUCCUCAUUGAUGUGUUUCAUUCUUCUGUGGUCGAUGUGAAUCGUUUUGGGUUUUUUUUUUUUAGAAUUUGUUACUUUUGUGUCCAUCUACCUGAACCCACAGAUGUUUGUAGCUGUUCUUCAAUUAAAUUAACAACACGA